AUCCCGGAUUCGCGUUGCCUGUAUCAAGCUUGCGACGUUAAGCUAUCUCAGCCUGGUCUUCAGCCUCAAGACAACCAAGCUUCAUCAAUCCGCAUCAAAAAUGAAGCUCAACAUUGGGCUCAGUGCAGCCUUUGCAGGCAUUGCUGCUGCAUCUCAACAACCCACCGCUGACGGUACCAAAGUUUACAUCCUCCGAGGAUCCCAUCACAUCGAGCCUACGACAAGCAUCACCCCUAGCGAAGCCCGUCUCAUCCUGUACCAGCGCCUCGCCCCCGAGGAACAGGACUUUUCAUUUCGCGAUCUCACAGCCUCCGACGAUGAAGAGCGUGUCGUUUCUUUAAUGAACAAAUAUGGAAAGGCCUCUGCGCCAUUGCUUUCCGAUGAGAAGACCGCGACGCCGCGCCAACUCGCUAUUACCAUUGACGGAAUGCCCUCCUUCGAAUACGAAUCGUUCUUUGGCUGGCUUUUUAACACACAGCCCGACUUCACCACGGAUAUUAGUAAGGAGAAUGGCGAGCAUCCCGAGGUCUUUGUAAAUGUCCUCGCCAAGAUGCCCGAGUGUCCCCUGAGCCAGAUUGCUGCCUUGGACGAGAAGUGUUUCAACGGUCAAUCUGCUUAUGCGUCAUACAGCAGAUCUCAGGAUGGUGAUCACCCCACUACCCUACUAAAUGAGCUUCCCAAGCUUCAGAAGCUCGCCGAGUCAGGCGAACUACAGACCAUCCUGGUUUUCCUGCCCAUCGGCGUCGACUCUGAGGAUAAGUCCGACAAGGAUCAAGAGCUUCGACGUCGGCAGGCUGAGACCGUUAUCUCGUCUAUCGAAGAGACAGCCGAGUCACCGGCCGAAACCUCUACCACACCCGCGAAGCCUUCGAACCCCAUUAAAGCUGUAUGCUUCACCUCAGAGGAUAGCUGCAUGGAAGCUACGGGCAAUUGCACAGGUCACGGAAAGUGCCUGAACAAAUACGGCAAAAGCAAGGACUCUUGCUUCGUCUGCCACUGCCAAGUUACCAAGUCCGAGAGUGGCAGUGUCACUUACUGGGGUGGUAGCAUGUGCCAGAAGCAGGAUAUCAGUGUCCAGUUCUGGCUCUUCGCUGGCUUCACCAUUGCCCUCCUUACCAUUCUGUACAUGGCCAUUGGCAUGCUCUUCAGCGUUGGUGAGGAGAAGCUUCCUGGAGUAAUUGGCGCUGGUGUGUCGAGGUCCAAGUAAAGUUAUGAAGGGGGAGAUGGGAAGAAUUAUGGGAACUGUCGGGCUGCUGGAGUUGUGUAAGCCGACUCGGGGAGUUUUCACAACAUAAUGACUCCAGGGCGGCAUGUAUCAUCAUCAUAUGGUGUAUUUGACAUACGGGCGUACAAGGGCUAGGAGCUUGUAUCAGGUGCCUCGAUAAGGGGCUUCUUUUGUUAGAAUGCGUUUCGAUUUUUGCGACCAGUUCAUUGAGUACAAGAGCAUGCAACUAUUCGACUUAUGAGAGUGCCUUUUCACAUGUCGUGAUGAGUUAAUGCCGACCCUCUUUCACAUGAUGGUUUUUUUGAGCUUGGAC
Messenger RNA from Fusarium verticillioides 7600, 1538 nucleotides. RefSeq lists its product as hypothetical. The record is from RefSeq and is a predicted model, not a curated record. Gene Ontology annotation, cellular component: endoplasmic reticulum. The transcript has 2 exons. Bases 101 to 1207 code for a protein of 368 amino acids. NCBI's taxonomy places the organism in Eukaryota, Fungi, Ascomycota, Sordariomycetes, Hypocreales, Nectriaceae.